Molecule: messenger RNA, 1272 nt
Organism: Dioscorea cayenensis subsp. rotundata (Guinea yam)
Lineage: Eukaryota; Viridiplantae; Streptophyta; Magnoliopsida; Dioscoreales; Dioscoreaceae
Source: RefSeq, a predicted model, not a curated record
CAUCCCCACCAAAGCCCAUCCCAGCGCGCGCGCGAGAGAGAAAUGGGAAACCCUAGCGUCAUCUCUCCUCUCAAGGUCGCCUUCGCAUUCGCUUUCUCCUUCUCUCUCUCCCUCUCCCUCUCCUCCUCCUCCAAGAUUCCUCCUUCCAUCUCCCUCAAAUCCUCUUCUUCUUCCUCUUCCUCGCCCUCUUCAUCCAACUCCUUCGUCUCCGACCUCCUCUCCAUCCUCGGCGCUCCAUGUGACGCCGCACGCGUCAACGCUCGUGAGGCCAAGGAAAUCCGCUCUUGCCUCCGUUUCCUCGUCCCCUUCACUCCUUUCUCUUUUGGAAAGAUCGAAUCGCGUUCAGGAAGGAGAUUCAUUGCUACUUUCCGCGAUGAUAGAGGUCAUGAUCAUGCUAAUCAGAUGGUAUGGUGGCCGCCGAAGCCGGUGAUGGAGCUGGCUCGUCUCGCCGUUGACUCCGGCGGCGACCCCGAGAUUCACCGUACUCUCGAUCCCACUGUUCUCGCCGUGCCAAAUGUGGAGGGUGCGGAGGAGGACAAGUGCCAACUAACAAGUACACCAUAUGGAAGGCGCUUCAUAGACAAGGAGUUGAACUCCUACUUUGCAUUCUUAUUUGAAUUGAUUGCUGCUCGAGCACCCUUGGUGGGUUUUAAUGUGUCCCUUAGUCGAUAUGACUUGUUUCAUGGCCAUAUGUUCCUUGCCACAGACUCUGGAAGGCUUGGAAUACUUUUUCAUGCCAAAGAGUAUCCAGCAUAUGAUAAGGAAGAUUUCCCAUGCAAUUUGGGGUAUUGUCAAAGAGGAUCCAAUGUAGCAUAUGACAAUACUAUGAAUCUCCGAAAUAUUCUUUGGUUGGCACCAUUACCUAGCAAGGUCACAAAAGCUUGGGAAGCACCAGGAGUUCUGGUCGUGUUGGACGCUCGUCCAGAAGGAAUCAUAUACGAAAAACUUGUCCCUUAUUAUGUCGAUAUAUUCAGAACAAUUUAUGAAGAUGAUUUAGGUGAUCAUGUGGUUGAUGUCAAUUACUUGAAUCUGGGAAAUGUGGUUUCUGAAGACAGGAUUUUCAUUUGCUAAAUGGGAGGAAACAAUCUUGCAACAAUUCUGAAGAGACUAGAAUUUUAUUAUCAUUGUUUGGAGAACAUAGUACCUCACAUGUAUGUAAUAUAUUAUGUGUGUAACAAGGACCUCAACAUCCCUGCCAAAGUUGUGCCAAUCUUUCACUUCUCAAAAAAUAUCAAAUAAAUUAUUACUUUAAUAUUAUUUUUGUUAAAAAAA